AUGAACCACGACGAGGAGCUCGACUUUGGCGAGGACGAGCUUGUCCCGCAGGUCCAGCAGGCUGUCGACGCCUCGCUCGACAGCCGGACCGCUCACUCGACCUCACUCGCUUCGGAUCGCGCGGUUGGUGCAGGCGGCAGGUCUAACGGGCCGCUGCAUGAUUCGGCAUCAGGUGGCAGCGGGGACGCGGCAGCAGGAGAUGCGGGAGGUGCGGGUUCCUCAGCCUCGAAACAGUUCGCUUCCACCGCUUCCGCAACCGCAUCGGCAGCAUCGACGCCGCCCGUAUCAGCCUCCACGGCCAACAAGCCGCACGACGAGACGCUCGACGAGAAGGGCAACAGGUUGCCGGAGGGAUGGGUCUCGCGGGUGAGCAAGUCGACGGGGCGCCUUUACUACCGCAACACGCUCCUCAAUACGAGCGAGUGGGAUAUUCCGACGAGGCCUGCGUCCGCGAGCAAGGAGGCGACUCCACCGCCGCCGCCUGCCGCCUCAGCGCCCCAGCCGGUCGCCGUCGAGUCGGUUCCUGCUGCCUCGCAGACCGAGACGCGGGCGGAUCAUCCUGCGCCUCUCAUGCGAGAGGAGCCGCAGGAGAUGCGGUCUGCUCAGCAGGUCGAGGAGCGCAAGCCGCGCGGCUACAUUCACCCCGACCGCCUCCGGUUGACCAGCGCCGAACCUGUUCCGGCUGCCUCGCCGCCGACGAUGCCACCGACUGGACCGGCCGCCGACCGCAAUCGACCUGGCGCCGCUCAAUACCCGCCGCGUCGUUCCUCGCAGUCUAACAACGAUCCGGCCAACGCCGCCCCGACUGCCGCCCCUCCUCCGACCGGACCACGCGCCAACGCCUCAGCCAGUCGCCAACCUCUGCCGCCGCCCGUCAUACCGCCUACAGCUCCUGGCCGUCGCCGCGGCGGCCGAGCGAAAGCAGCCGUCACAGCUGCCAAUCUCGUUCCCGUUGCACCUCGCGGCCCUCGAGCUGCGGCUUCGGCAGCGGCGCCUGAGUCGCCUGCGACGCCGACGUCCGCUGCUGCGACCCCUAUGACUGAGGCGCCGGCCAGGAACGCGAGCGUCGAUGACCGCUGGGCCGCACCGAAGGCAGCCGAGCCUGCCGCGCCGAACGGUCCUCGCUUCGCGGUUCGCGGAGCUGCUGCUCGCGGUGACAAGGAUCUUCCGCCUCAUCUUGCGAACGUGCCUUCCGGUCCCCGCUUCGCCGGCUCCGCACCUGCUCCGUCAGCGGACGACAGGUGGGCCAAGCCUUCGUCGUCACGCAACAGCCGUCCUGCGUCGCCUCCGCCUCGCGCCGAGCCCUCCGACAGCGGCCGCGAACGUCAAGACUCGCUCGGCGCGACAAGCAACACGAGCGGAUCUGGCUUGACUCAGGCGGAGAAGCUGGAACAGCAGAGACUCGCUAGGCUCGCUGUUGUCGGUGGAUCAGCCGCUCCGAGCCAGCCUGCACGUCUCGGACGUUCGCCGAAGCGCGAGCGCGUAGAGCUCGCUCCUUCUGCCGACGACCGCUUCGCCGCACCUCCGACUGGACCUGGACGUGGCAGGCGCCCACCGCCUGUUGCGGCGAAAGGAGCAAACGCGAUGCCUGUUGGUGGAGGAGGAUGGGGAGACCGUGUGAGGUUGGCGAAGGAGAAGAUGGAGCGUGAGGCAGAGGAGGAGCGCAAGAGGGAGGCUGAGCGGAAGACCAAGGAGGAGGAGGAUAGGAAGCUGAGGGAAGCGCGAGCGAAGCAGCGUGAAGAGGCGGAGCGGAGGGAGAGGGACGCGGCCAGGGCGGAAGAGCAUGCAAGGCGAGAGCAGGAGCGCAGGGCGGCAGCUUACGGGUCUCGUGCAGCACGAAGGUCCAGGUCACCCCCUCCUCGCCGCAACGCCAGUCCACCACCGUCCCGUCGUCUUCGCAGCCCGCCUCCCUUUGAUCGUCGCCCUCACAGCCCACCAGACUUUGACCGCCGUCCUCUCAGUCCGCCUCCCUUCGACCGCCGCCCCCUUAGCCCGCCGCCCUACGCACGGCGUGGCCGCAGCCGCUCGCCGCCUCCCCCAUCUCGCCGACCGCUCAGUCCGCCUCCUUUCGCUCGUCGCGGUCGCAGCCCUACUCCGCCCCCGUACGGGAGGCGUCCUUACAGUCCUCCCCCUCACAUGCGUCGCCCGCCCAGUCCCGGCCCUCCUCCCAUUCACUACCGCCUUCGCAGCCGCUCGCCUCCACCGCCCUUCCCGCGCGGCGGCCGCUCCCCCUCUCCUCCGAUGUUGCGCACCGGCGAUCGCUACGACAGCAGCGGCGCUCGCCUUCCGCCUCGCACCUUCGGACCUGGCGUGCUCGACAAGUCGUCCUCGGCGCUUCGUGGCAAGUUCCGCGAUCCCGAACAGCAAGCUGCGGACGACACGCCGCUCAUCCGUACCGCUGGACCUCCAAUGCCACUUGACGACGGACCGCGUGGUGGCAGGGAGAGGCCGAGGGGAGGACGGGGUCGGGGAGGUGCGGCAGUCGAGCGCGAGAGGUCGCAUGACGAGGGUUGGAGCAAGCGCCCUGGUCGCGAACCUUCGCCUGUGCGGCGUGAUGAGCCGAAAGGAGGCCGGAAGACUGAGGAGGGCCGUCCGAAUGGAGGUCCUGCACCAAAAGCAGACCUUCCGUCCAAUCCGCCUUCCCUGCUUUCCCGUCUCGGCAGCUUGCCGGAGAAGCCGUCAAACAACGGCAGCGGUUCUCUCGCCAAGCGUCUGCGCGAUCCGGACGAGGUGAUCAAGCAGGACCAGGAGAAGCGCAAGCGUGUCGCGGCGGACUGA
This is a messenger RNA of Rhodotorula toruloides NP11, 2778 nucleotides long. Its product is annotated as WW/Rsp5/WWP domain containing protein. The record is from RefSeq and is a predicted model, not a curated record. Bases 1 to 2778 code for a protein of 925 amino acids. Lineage: Eukaryota; Fungi; Basidiomycota; Microbotryomycetes; Sporidiobolales; Sporidiobolaceae. Gene Ontology annotation, molecular function: protein binding. The transcript has 6 exons.